UCGCCUUUUAACCCGUAGAUCUUUGCGUUGGGAUAAACCAAACCGGCCACAAACCCCACUUACUUAGGUAGACUAAGUACUCGCAAAUGUUCGCUUUGCAUCGGCUACCAAUUUCCCCAAUCCCUCCACUCUGCGCCGACAGAAGGCGAAGCUCAUCAUUCUCGAAACGGCCCUAAAUGGCGUCCGCUGCAGACCCCUCGAUCCCACCUAAUAAUGGCGGUCAUCCGAAUAAUAACAGUAAUGGCCUCUAUUCGGAGAGUUCCAAGUCGCUGUCUCCUCAACCGCACCACCGUCGCGGAUACCAGGCAUGCGACCCUUGUCGUAAGCGCAAGGUCAAGUGCGAUCUAGGAAGUGUCGAUAACCCCCGUCCGCCCCCGUGUGUGCGAUGUCGACGCGAGAGCAAACGAUGCGAAUUCUCAGCAACAAGACGGAAGCGCAAGGCUUCAGAAGGCGGCAGUGAUGAGGUCGAUGGUCCGCUCCGCCGCGAUAAGCGGAUGAUGGUGGGGGAGUCAUACAAUGAUACGCCAGGCAAUGGCAAUGCAUCGCCCUAUACGCAGGCUGCUGGUUCGACCUCGUUCGAGAAUGGCAGAGCCUCGUCCAGACCGUCGUGGUCAGAAUCGUCUCCGUCCGCAACGACUCAGAUGGGGCGGCCAGCUCCCACGACGCAGUAUGCGACCAAUUCAUCCGCGCCUUCGCCGCAAUUCCAGGAUAUAAGGCUCCCGCGGCCCCCCGCAUAUCCUCUCAAUGGCAGAGGGCAGAGUUAUACGUUGGAGAGUGGGCAGCAUAUGAUGAACAGAACGGCGGCGGAACUCCUAUCACCGACUAUCAGCAACAGCCAUGAUGCCCUCCAUCUACUGUCGGAGGCCGCCGGCAGGACUGAAGAUCUAAACCGUCAGAGUCUGGAAAACAGAUAUGCUGCCAGACAGGCGGCGGCUGCUUCCUAUACAUCACCGGUUUCCCCUAUGGCCCAAACAGGUACCCCCCGGAGCGGUCCGCAGCCGUACUCGACGCUUCCGCGACCUGAGGCUCUGGGACGCUAUUACCGAGGACAAGCUUCGGGUCCUGCGGAGCCUCAUUUGGUCGAUAAUCGAGCACAGUCAGCCAAUUCAGUCGAUACGCAAGAUCCUGGUUAUCUUGAUGCGGUCAAAGCAUGGUCGCGUCUUCGAUUUGUGCGAGCAGGUUGGCUCACCGUUGAUGAAGCCAUGGCAUAUGUCGCAUAUUACUACGAACAUAUGGCCCCUCUGAGUCCAAUUGUAUUACCGGACUUCUCGCCACCCUCCACGCACCGAACGCUGCUCACGGAAGAGCCGGUGUUAGCUGUUACGAUUCUUACAGCAGCUUCCCGCCAUAUGAAACCGAAGGGCGAUGGUGCCUUCACUCGUGCCUUUUACAUCCAUGACCGGCUUUGGUCCUACCUGAGAGGCAUGAUCGAGCGGCUCUUCUGGGGUCAGGAGAAGUUUGGCGGAAACUCUGUUGGUUUUAGCAAACCAAGAUCAGUCGACCUUGGACCUCUUCCCGGCAAGGUCAAUUUGAAAGGACAUCUGAGAUCGCUGGGCACCGUCGAAGCUCUUCUCCUUUUGACUGACUGGCACCCGCGAAACCUGCAUUUCCCUCCUGGAGACGACGAGAACACGCUUCUGGACAUGGAUGCACACGUCUCACUGACACGCUCCGACAAGGACAUAGACAACGAUGCUGAUCAGACGUCAAAUAAGAACUCAAGUGGCGGUGCCGAAGGAAGACUCGCUUUUCAGAAGUGGUUGGAGCCUGCCUGGCGAUCCGACCGGAUGUCCUGGAUGUUGCUGAGCACGGCACAAGCUUUGGCAUUCGAGCUUGGAGUAUUCGACCAGAAGAAUAGCUCCAAUGCAAACGAGUCCCCAGCUGAACAGAUGCGAAAACGUCGUGUUCGUCGUCUGAUUCUUGUCUAUGUGACCCAGAGCAGCGGACGCCUUGGAAUCCCUUCGAUGCUGCCGCUACCCCAAUGGAGUCAUGACAUUGAACCGUCCCUUGGGGAUCCAAAAUCAGGGGACGUCCUGAUUGACAGGAUGCAAGACUGCUGGAUCAGAAUCUCGAAGGUCAUGUACAUGAGCAAUCAGUUGCUAUUUGCCUCUAAAGAGCAGACGUCCGAACUCAUCAGGAGUGGACGGUACCGUGAACAGAUCGAUGAGUUCCUCCCUUCAUUACGCGAGUUCCGCCGGAACCUGGACAGCAUUAAUUUGUGCCCUCAAAUGCGUCAUAUAUUGACGAUCGAAUAUGAGUAUACACGCUUGUACGUGAACUGUCUGGCCCUACAAGCCGUGGUCGAUCGAUGGACUACCAUGUCGAAUGAGGCAGCUUCAGCCCAGGCUCAAAGUGAAAGACCUGGCUCUGGUCCUUCGCCGUCGGGAACCGCAUCACUUCGAGUUCUCAUGGAGCUGUAUCGAGUCAAUGAACCCUAUAUUCAGGAGGUUGUGGAUGCUUCGCGGAAAAUCCUUCAGACCGUUCUUGAGGGUCUCGUGCCCGGCGAUCAUCUAAAACAUUGUCCUGUUCGGACAUAUUUUAGGAUCCUGUCUGGCAUGAUAUUCAUUCUCAAGACUUUCACACUGGGUGCCACGGAAGACGAUGUCCGUGUCUCAUUAGAGCUCCAGGACAAGACUGUCGAGGCUCUGCGGACCUGCGUUGUCGACGAUGUCCACCUGAGUCAUACGAUAGCCAGGUUGCUUGAAUUACUUACAACUAACAUUCGAACAAGAUUUCUUCGGUUUGCUCCAAUGGAUCGCUCCGGUGAAGGUGAAACCCAGGACCGCGGUUCGGCACCGGUGUCCACACCCCAGUCACCACGUCCUCGCGACAGCACGCAAGCUCGUAGGGAUGUCGCCGGUUCUCAAUGGCAAUCGUCUCAUAGUGGAGCACAAAAUCUAGGUUACUCCGUGGAUGGAAGCAAUAACGCUACCCCAACGGUCACCAACGGCCACGAUCCUUUGGCCAAUAUCCCGGCUCAGCCUAUCAAUUCUUCCAAUCUCAAUGUCUCUUUCAUGCCCCCUCCGCCGUCUGUGUAUUACAACUAUUAUGACCCCAACGCUACACCGCCAAGUGCUGGUUUGGAGGACUCUAAUCCACCAUCUCAGGCAAUCAACGAGGGUGCUACGUCCUCAGGAGCGCUUCCAGACUGGUUUGCUCUACCGCUGGACCAGUUCUUCAACAGCUCGACUGCCGGUGUUGACCAAGGUCUAGGUGGGACUGGACCUAUGGUUGGCGAGUUUGAUAUGCUCGAGGUUCUCCUCAACGAGCAGUAUGACAAGAGUGCCGAAGGUGUAGACACUGCAGGUGGAAAUGGACUCCCGUCCCAAUUCCUGUGAUGUCACACUGUCUCGGGACUGCGAGUUCUCGUGCAUCUCAUAGCAAUCGCGACGUCCGCUCUUGCCAGGGCGUCUUCCUGCAUCAUC
This is a messenger RNA of Paecilomyces variotii, 3425 nucleotides long. RefSeq names its product putative C6 transcription factor. Lineage: Eukaryota; Fungi; Ascomycota; Eurotiomycetes; Eurotiales; Thermoascaceae. The record is from RefSeq and is a predicted model, not a curated record. Gene Ontology annotation, cellular component: nucleus. Gene Ontology annotation, biological process: aromatic amino acid catabolic process; positive regulation of transcription by RNA polymerase II. Bases 177 to 3338 code for a protein of 1053 amino acids. Gene Ontology annotation, molecular function: zinc ion binding; DNA-binding transcription factor activity, RNA polymerase II-specific. The transcript is spliced from 6 exons.